Acanthosepion pharaonis is the source of this 972-nucleotide messenger RNA. The record is from the annotation of a GenBank genome assembly. Lineage: Eukaryota; Metazoa; Mollusca; Cephalopoda; Sepiida; Sepiidae.
AUGGCAAAUUUUCUAACAAGUUCCGUUUUAUCUAUUACAGAAAAGCUAUCGACGUUGCGUCCGUCGGGAAAAUUCAUCACGGAAUGGAAAAUAAGACAUUAUGAGUCUUCUUCUUCUCUGUUCUUUCUUUCUUCUCCACGUCUGUUCUUUCUUCUUUCUUUCUUUCUUUCUUUCUUCUCAACGUCUUUUCUUUCUUUCUUUCUUACCUCUCUCAUCUUUCUUUCUUUCUUUCUUCUUUUCUUUUUUCUUUCUCCUCGUCUGUUCUUUUUGGUGAUUCUUCUUUCUUACUUGUUCUUUUUUUCUUCUUCUUUCUCCUGUCUGUUCUUUUGUCUUUCUUUUUUCUCCUCGUCUGUUUUUUGUCUUUUCUUCUUACAUCUCCUUAAAUCGUCUGUUCUUUUUUAUCUUUCUUCUUUCUUUAUCCUCGUCUGUUCUUUUCUUUCUUUCUCUCCUCGUCUGUUUUUUUUUUGCUUCUUUCUCCUCUCUUUCCUCGAUAACCAAUUGCAUGGAGAUUGCACUUUUUUCUUCUCCUCGUCUGUUCUUUGUCUUUCUUCUUUCUCCUCGUCUGUUCUUUGUCUUUCUUCUCUCUCCUCGUCUGUUCUUUGUCUUUCUUCUCUCUCCUCGUCUGUUCUUUGUCUUUCUUCUCUCUCCUCGUCUGUUCUUUCAUUUUUCUUUCUUUCUCUCCUCCCUGUUCUUUGUCUUUCUUCUCUCUCCUUCUUCUGUUCUUUUUUUCUUCAACAAUAUCCUCGUCUGUUCUUUGUCUUUCUUUUCUCUUCUCUUCCAGACUUUAGGUCUUUGCUUCUCUCUCCUCGUCUGUUCUUUUUUUUUGUCUUUCUUCUCUCUCCUUGUCUGUUCUUUCAUUGGAAAAGGGUUUCCUCGUUUCUUUGUUUAAAAUUUUCUCUCCUCGUCUGUUCUUUUGUCUUUCUUCUCUCUUCGUCCUUCUUUUGUCUUUCUCAUCUUUUUCUGUUCUUUUAA